This is a messenger RNA of Raphanus sativus (radish), 1572 nucleotides long. Its product is annotated as protein CHUP1, chloroplastic. The record is from RefSeq and is a predicted model, not a curated record. Lineage: Eukaryota; Viridiplantae; Streptophyta; Magnoliopsida; Brassicales; Brassicaceae. The transcript is spliced from 2 exons. The coding region runs from base 187 to 1458 and encodes 423 amino acids.
CAACCAAAAAAGAUGUAAUAAAAAUUAUAAGAAAAGACCAUGACAUUUCGUAUAAACCAUUUAUAUAUUUGUUCAACCCCUCUCACAAGAUCAAUCAAUUAAUUUAUUCUCUCUGAUCUUAACUUCGACCAUAUAAUCAAAACGAGGAAACAUUGUUAUUUGAGAAAGAAAACUUUGGGGGUUAUAAUGGAUGGUUCAGUUUCCAGAGAAGGAGGAGGAGCUAUGAAGCCUGUGAUUCUGAAAGUUGGUGUUGCUCUUGUGUUAUCAGCAACUGGUUUGAUCUUGGCUAGGUUUGUGUCUCGAAAAGAAGAUAAUCAUGUACCUUCUUCUGCAAGCAAUCUAGAGUCUACUUCAUCAUCUAGCAGAAUAAACGAUGGAGAACAAGAAGAAGAGACCGAGAUGCAAGAGCAAGAGAUUGUUGGACUAAAAUCAAGACUCGAGGAGCUUCAGAGGAAAGAAUACGAGAUGGAGCUACGUUUCGAACGUUACUGUAACAUGAAGGAACGUGAAGUCAUGCUUAUGGAGCAACAAACCAUGUUGCGUCUUGAGAAAACUCAAUUAGAUUUCCUCCGUAGAGAACUUUCAGCUAUAGAGGAAGAACAUAAGAGGGGCCAAGAUUUGGUGAUCGUGUUUCUCAAACUGGUGGGAGAGAUCCAAGAGCUGAGAACAGAGAAUUGGUUUCUUGAGGAGCAAGCAAAGAAGCUCAGGAGAAGAGGGAAGCAAUUACACAGCGUUGUGAAAGAAAAGAGCAGGAAAAGCAUUGCCGUGGAGAAAGAGUUAUUGAAGUGUGUUGAUGAAUUAGAGAUGAAGAACGGCGUUGUGAAGGAGCUUGAAGGUGAAGUGAAAGAUCUGAAAGCUAGGGUUGAUGUGUUGCAAGAGAAGGAAGAAGUGUCCAUGAAGUCAUCAGAGAUGGUGAGUGCAGAAGAUUAUAGAAAGGUAUUAAAAGAGUAUGAGGAUUUGAAGAAGGAUUAUGCUAAUGGAGUGAGUGAAGUGAUUAACCUGAGAUGGAGCAAUGCUUGUCUGAGACACAAGGUGAUGAGAAAUGAAACCAAUUAUGAGGAAGUAACAUUUUCUCCAAAUAGAAACUUGCAAGAGUACUUGGAAAUGGAGGAACAAGCAGAUGCUCUUGCAUUGACAGUAGUAGCUGCUCACGAGCAUCAUGAAGAGAACAACCAUCAUGAUGAUGAUCAUGAGCAUCAUGAAGAGAAUAACCACAACCAUCAUGAUGAUGAUCAUGAGCAUCAUGAAGAGAAUAACCAUCAUGAUGAUGAUCAUGAGCAUCAUCCUGAAACUUCAAGGAGGAAGAGGUUGAUGAAGAAGCUAAAGAGAUGGGUUGAAGGAAAUGAGAAGGGAAGAUCAACAAAGCUAGAGGAAAGAUGUUUCGGAAGGCACUCUCUAACGGUGGAGCCUGAGGAUGAACAGAUGUUUCACUCAAGAAGAUCUUGUUCUAGCGUGUAAAUGAAACAGUCUCUUGCAAUAGCUUUCAAUGUCAUGAAAAUUGAUUUAUGGCAAUGUAUCCAAGAACUGACAUAAAAAAGCCUAUUUAUAUUAAACACUGAAAAUAAAAAUAAA